Candidozyma auris is the source of this 2802-nucleotide messenger RNA. RefSeq lists its product as uncharacterized. Bases 1 to 2802 code for a protein of 933 amino acids. The record is from RefSeq and is a predicted model, not a curated record. NCBI's taxonomy places the organism in Eukaryota, Fungi, Ascomycota, Pichiomycetes, Serinales, Metschnikowiaceae. Gene Ontology annotation, molecular function: protein binding. The transcript has a single exon.
AUGUUUAUCGAGGCCUCUCCAAAUGAGAGGUAUAUGAGGACACUUUCAUUAGGAAGUUUCCCACAAAAUGUGUUAGACUUUCAAGAGUCGCCCGACUUCUUCCAGCAGAUUGCUUUUGUCGAUUAUCAACUUCAGUUGCUAAUUCAGCACGAUCUAGGCGAUGCUAUUGCUUCGUCGAAUAAGAACACCGAGGCUGCCCGGUCAGCCACUGAAAAAUUGGCCGAGUUGAAGAAUUACAUCACUUCAGUCAAUGCCAAUUACUCCAAAAGGAGCCAAUCUUACUCAGAAUCUUUGUAUUAUACCGUUGUGUUGGCAGACUUGCACUACUUGAGCUUCGAAUAUGAGAACAUGUCGGCAACGCUUUCGCUGUUCUCGUUAAGUGGCUCUCCACACCUGGAAUCUGAAGCACAAACUGACUUCAUUGAGUACUUGACUGCCAGAUUCUACGCUCUUUUCGGCUCGGGCAAGAGAGAGGGUGCCUACAAGCACUGGCUCGAGUACUUGGCUAAAUUGACGAAUUAUGGUACUAAGAGCCAGAUUGCUGCUAACAGGUGGCAGGACACAAUCUUGCUUAGAGUUGUUGGCCUUUUGAGCUCCAAUGGCGCCAGGCCGUUGAGAUUCAAAGAUAUCAUCUCUCAAUCAUUUAGCGAAAACGCAUGCAGUGUGAUAGCUAUCUCGAGCUUUUGCUUGAGACCAGAGAACGAAAAGUACGUGAUCAAGGAAUUCAAAAAUGACUUCAACGUCUUUUUGACGGAGCUCAUCAACACUAAAGUGAAGCAAAAAAAAGACUUCCCAGAUGCUUCUGUUGAGAACUGCGAGGAAGAAACCUUCAUCAACUCUCUUUACGAGUCUAUCAAUGACAUUUCCUCACAGAGACCGCUCGUGGCCCAGGUACUCAAGCCAAAACUUUCAAAGAAGUUUUUGGUAAAUAUGACGGAAAAGACAUAUCAGAGUUUUGCGAUUCUUUCUAACUUGAUUAGAACUUUGCUAGACUUGGAAGAGUACGAUGAAGCCAUUGCUGCUCUCAAGACUUACAUUGACUACGUUGAGAAAGAUCAGGAACAAAACCACGGUCGUGUAAACAAUAUCCUUGACGUCAUUGACGUUUAUACCGUGUGUCUCCAACACUUCAAUCCCAAACAUUCGUUCAUUCCAGUUGCAAGAGAAGGCGACAUCACCAAAAAGUUCAAGUAUAACGAUUUGUAUACGGUAGUGGAGCAGCUCAAGGUUUUCACAGAGAAGCUUUUGCAUUACUUGAGUGAGCUUGCAAAAGUGGCAGAUUUGCACUACGACGAAGAGGCCGGUUUGCAAAGCAACAGAUUGUCAUUCCUUUAUCACAGAUAUAACACGAAUUUAGUGAUGUCUGACCAGUCUAAGUUUGUCAAAACUGUGGCAAAAGCGUGGUUUGUCAUUGGUGACUUUUAUUCUUAUUUAACUUCUCACCAAUCGCCAACUCCGGAAAUCAUGAAAAAGAAUGUCGAUUUAGUGCUCAAGUAUUGGAAGAACAGUCUUAUUGUGAACUCGACAGGGAAUUCGACUUUGCUAUUCCGUUAUGCAUUGGAGUUGUCGUAUAACGGGUUCGUGGAACCUGCCAUCAAAUUGUGCAAAUUUAUCUUGAAGAAGUACCCGGAGCAAUUUCAAGUGUGGAAUUUGCUUGUCUUGCUACUUUCGGCCGAUGAAACAAAGGCAUCGAGUGUUGAUGACAGAUCCAACGAAGCUAAUAAUGCUGCUGUCUUGGACGACCUCAAGAAGUCUCGUAGCGAGCCAUUAACGUCAUCUGAACUGGAAAGUUUUGUGGAGGAUGCAUUGAACAUUGCUGGCCUUUACAUGCAAAAAUGUCAGCAGAAAGGUACGAGUAUUUCAUUUCAGAAGAAGUACUCUAUUUUGCAAUUAAAGAUGACGCAACUAGCAAUGUGGGAGGCGAAGCACGGCAUCGAGUAUAUUUUAGAGUCUAUUGCCGAAGUGUUUGUCUUAUACCGUGAGCUAUUUGAACUGGGCGAUUCCAAACCAGAGCCACCCCAGAAGAGUCUCCAGCCUCCACGCUUGUCCGUGGUUAAUUCAAGAGCCGAGAGCAAAUGGUCACAUCGCCCAAGUGUGGUUGACCCUUCAGUGCCAGAGCUCAAGGUCGACAAGUCGUCUCUGAGAGAGCACCGUGCUGCCAAAGAUAAGAUCAAGAGGUUGUCCAGAGUUGGAAUUGAGAGCAACAGCGCCGGUAAGACUUCAACUAAAGCACAUCAAGAGGCAGUUAGCUCUUCUAAGCCCGCCCGUCGUGUUUUGCAAGAGAUUUGGUUAUGGGCUGCGUCCAUCUACCUCAGAUUGGGAUCGAUGGAGGAGGCCGAGGAGUGUAUCGUCGAGGCGGAAACGGUAUCACCGCCCAACGUUAAGACACAUACGUACUUGGGUCUCUUGACGUCCAAAUACCGCAAGUUCUUGUCACUCCAGGAGUUUGAGAGAUCUUUGGAGGAGUUCCAUCACCCAGAAGAGAAAUUCAACAAAAAAGCCUAUGGCGUCACGUUACUUGGCAUGUGCAAGCUUUUCCUAAAGGACGACGAUCCAAGCAACUCUCUCUUCAUCUCCAACAAGGAUGUUGAUGCCGGUCUAAUCCGUAUCAAGAACUACUUGGAGGAGUACACACACUGUUGGCCAUAUGGAUACAAUUGCCCUGAGGUUUGGUACUACUUGAGCGCAAUUUACGAGAAAUUUGACGACAAGCUCUUGUUGAACGAGGCACUCUGGAAGUGUGUUGAGCUUGAGAACCAACGCCCCGUGAGAGCAUACUCUGUGUGUGAGGACUGGGUUUGA